Leguminivora glycinivorella is the source of this 2165-nucleotide messenger RNA. RefSeq lists its product as uncharacterized. The transcript has 6 exons. The record is from RefSeq and is a predicted model, not a curated record. The coding region runs from base 193 to 1986 and encodes 597 amino acids. NCBI's taxonomy places the organism in Eukaryota, Metazoa, Arthropoda, Insecta, Lepidoptera, Tortricidae.
UAUUUUAAUAAUUUAUCUGUAUCUGAAGAAAAGGAUGUUGCUGAAUAUUUGGAGAUAUUAAAACAAUUGCAGAUAUACCAUUUGGAAGAAAAAUAUCAGUUGGCAACGAUAUUUGUGUUGUUAGCAGUGAAGAAAAGUGUUACUAAAAAACUGAAACGAAAUAUCGAUCAUAUUUUGCAAAGUAUUUACGAAAUGAGUCCAAAGAACCCGGAUUUGUACAAAAUAUUCCCCGUGAAUUUCUUAUUUUCUUUCACAACUGAUACACAAGAUGCUUUGAUAGAAUUAAUGACACUUAAAAUAAAAACUUCAAACAAUUUGCUUUUAAUCAAAAGCACGUUAGAAACUGGUGUCAAAAAAGUAAAAACUGAUAGCGAAAUUGUGAAAAGCAUAGUUAAAAUACUUCUUAAGAAACAAAAAAGCAAAAACAACUCCGAGUUAUUUUCCGAUCCAGUGUUUCAAAUAAGCUGUAUAAUUUUGCCUAUUAUAGCUAAAGAAAAGCGAGCUAUCACUACAAGCGCGUACAGAUCUAUAUUAGCUGAUUUGCAGGAAAAAAUACACAAGACCAUGCUAGAUGCGUUUAAGAAGAUCGAUUUUAGUGAGAAUUUAUUUCAAGAUACUGGCAACAUUGAAGAUUCAGUGAUGUCUGACAAUGCAAUGGCGGCACUGAACGCGAUGGAGGCAUAUUCUCUGACGUUGUCGAAAUAUUGUGAAACUAAUGACGCUGCGGAAAGCAAGAAUUUGGACUUCCUUUGGUCUGGAUUUAGCUUUUUCAUGGAGAAUGCUAUCCAAGCAAUACAAAACCCAGAUUCAAAACCACCACACAUCGAAUCUUCCAUCCAUUUACUGAACGUAUCACUUCGCUACAUAAAAAAACUAGAACACCACGACAUAUUCAAAGACAAGGACGGUUUGUUUUUAAAAAUAUGGCGAAGCGUCAAAGAGAGAUUGCUUAUGGGUGAUAAACAAAAGAGGAUCAGCGAUAGUUGUUUAGAGAAUAUAAGUGUGGCUUUGAAGUUUGUGUUGGAGUACUCGUCUGUUGAGUGCUUUAGCAAGCAGUUCGUUGGGGAUUUGGGCAGUUUGGCAGCAUUGAAGGACCCUAUCACCCUAAAAGACGAAACCGCAACCACAUUACUGACCUCCCACAGAGUAUCAAAGUACCUCACCACCCAAUGUCUAAAAGCCAACUUAAUAGGCCCCAAAUGCGCCGCCCUGUCCAAAGAGAUAUAUAAAAGUUGUAAAACAUUAAGGUCUUGGGUUCAGGAUAAUUUUGAGUAUGGGUUAGAGGUUAAGGGGGAGAGGGUAGUGGGAGAAAAGGAGGUGGUGGUAGAGGGGGUGGUUUGUGACGUGCUGAGGAGCCAUUUGGACGUGUUGGCGGAAAUCGUCUUGGCUGCUAGGAGGAUAAUCCUCGACUACAAAUUCCUAGACUCAAUCUUCGAGCUCCUCCACCAGAUACACGGCAUUAUGUGCUGUAACAACAAGCGCGUAAGGUGCAUAGUGGAGUGGCUGGCGUUCUUCAAGUUGUACGAUGGGUCUACAGCGGUUUUGAACAGCUUACUCGUAUCUAGAGAAGAGAUUUUGGAAGACAGAUGGCCGUGCUACAUGCAAUGCUACAGGGCGCUCGUAUUUUCUUUGUGCGAACGAUCUUCGUCGCAAAUCGAACUGGAUAAAGCUACUGAAGACAGACUGGCUGAGGCGGCUCAUUCUAUAGAGAAACUAACCCAAUCCAUCUGCAAGCGGAAGGCCCACAUAUCCCGUCUCGCUACAUACACAGUCGCCGACAUUUCCUCCUGGCUCGAGCGCACCGCCCCCUCCAAAAUGGUGCGGCAGCAUCUAGAAAAUUCCGUAGUACUGUUCAUACAAGCGUCAGACAGUAAUCAUGCUAUGGCGUUCUUAAGGAGGGCUUUGGCUGGCUCGCCGGGACAAAUGACUAUGACUAAUUUGUAUACUAUGUAUAAGAGAUAUCAUAAGUACACUGGCAAUGCUUAAUAGUACGUUGAUUUAAAAUGAUUGAAAACGCAAAUAAUUACUAUGAAUUUUUGAGUAGGUAACUGUUCAUACUAGCGUCGAUAGUACUAAUACUACUCAGUACUCAUGCUAUGAUAAGCUGGCUCAUCUGACCCUUUAGCACAACUUGUGCUGGUCAAAUGUCUAUGACCAUUUGUAUA